Messenger RNA from Racocetra fulgida, 273 nucleotides. NCBI's taxonomy places the organism in Eukaryota, Fungi, Glomeromycota, Glomeromycetes, Diversisporales, Gigasporaceae. The record is from the annotation of a GenBank genome assembly.
AUGCAAUAUUAUGGUGUUGAUCUUAAAAUUGAUAAAUUCGAUGAUAUUGAAGAAGUUCAAUAUCUUGGUAGCAAGGUAUUUCGUAACACUUAUAAACAAAAUAUUAUAUUACCACCCGCUCCACCAUUACUUGUAUACCAUGAUCUUUCACAAACUCUAUUACGCCAAAGUGCAUACCGUUGGUACCAAGCAAAAACACAUAAGGAUGGUACUUAUAAACAUUUUGACGAAAUUUAUACCGUACCUUCCUUACAAGAACAAUUAUGCAACUGA